AUGGAACAUAGAAGAUUGCGCAAAGGGCCGCUGCCUGGAGGUCGUCAGGGCGCGUCUGGAGCUGGCGCUGGACGCGACAGCAUGCGAACCGCCAGCCGAGUGCGAGGUGCUGCACGACCACCCAGCAGCCCCUCGCAUCCAUCAUCCCCACCAGCUUGCUUGGUGUCGGCAGGGUCUUCGCAGGCCCAGCAAUCGGCACCCGCCACUGGUGGAGUACGCCGCAUGCGAUGGACCAUCAAUAUGAAUUCAAACGCAUUGCGGGCGUAUUUUAGGGCGAAAGGGGGAGAAAUUGGAGGUUUCGCGUAUCGGGCUAGGAUGCAUCGUCUUUUUACUGAGCUGGAGCCAUCUAUUACUGUCACCGAGCAAAACCUGGCAGACCGAGUUCGGUAUAUCUUACGCUCAAAUAUAUUUGAUGGCGCCGAACUCGAACGGCUACGACGUGAGGCUGUUCCCUCAUCAAAUGAAAACGCUACGACUGAGGGUGCGGUGCCACAAGUUGCAGAACAACCCGCACACGUGGAUGCCGCCGAGAAUACCCCAGUGGUUGCUGAUUCAAAUGAUGAUGGAACAUUCACCCAGGAACUAGAAAUAGAGCAAAUGAGGAGUACAUUGGAAGAGGCGAUUAUGGAAACGCGCAGUACGCCUCUCGAAAAUCGACCGCGACUUCCCCGCAUAGCCCUAAGCAAGCGGAAUCGGGCUGUCGUGAGGGCUCUGAACCCAAUGCUGGUGACCUAUUUGGAAGCCAGCCGGGACCUUUGCGAGACGGACUCAAUUCUCUUUGGCGCCGCACUGGCAGUCUGCCGUAUUAUAGGCGCCAAACUUUCCACGGCUGGACGCACUACUGGACAAAGUAGUGCUAUCCCAGCCUGGAGAACAAGAAUUGAAGAACGUAUCGCAAAGGCUAGGGCCCUCAUCGGCAGACUGAUAUGCUUCAGGUCAGGCAAUACCAGGCCAAGGAUUGUGCGCACCGUCAGGAUGGCGUUUGCUGGGACAAAUGUUAGUUUGUCCCAGCCGGAUAUAAUGCAAAAACUGACGGAGCGCAUAGACGACCUGAAGCAGAGAAUCGAAAGCGGAUUCAACGAUAUACCGAGAGGUCGACACGGUUCAACCAGAAUCGUCUCUUCCAGAGUGAUCAGAAGAGGCUCUAUAAAUCAUUGGAGCGACCAAUGGUAA
Parnassius apollo (apollo) is the source of this 1173-nucleotide messenger RNA. The record is from the annotation of a GenBank genome assembly. NCBI's taxonomy places the organism in Eukaryota, Metazoa, Arthropoda, Insecta, Lepidoptera, Papilionidae.